Messenger RNA from Epinephelus fuscoguttatus (brown-marbled grouper), 6768 nucleotides. Its product is annotated as sodium bicarbonate cotransporter 3-like. Gene Ontology annotation, molecular function: monoatomic anion transmembrane transporter activity; sodium:bicarbonate symporter activity; solute:inorganic anion antiporter activity. The record is from RefSeq and is a predicted model, not a curated record. Gene Ontology annotation, biological process: bicarbonate transport; regulation of intracellular pH; monoatomic anion transport. NCBI's taxonomy places the organism in Eukaryota, Metazoa, Chordata, Actinopteri, Perciformes, Serranidae. The coding region runs from base 91 to 3885 and encodes 1264 amino acids. The transcript has 26 exons. Gene Ontology annotation, cellular component: apical plasma membrane; plasma membrane; basolateral plasma membrane.
CGCAAGUGCCACCCGGCUCGGUCCCAUCUGUACAUCAGCUAUUAAUAAUAAAGAAGCUAACGGUGGGCAGGAAACCGGCGGCAGGUGAAAAUGGAGGAACCUUUGGAGCAAAUGAGGCCCCUUUUGAGGACAGGUCUAGAUGAGGAGGCAAUAGUUGACCAUGGGAAGACCAGUUUCACCACUCACACAAACUAUGAAUCGGAAGAUUUGGAAAGCCACAGAGCAGUGUACGUAGGUGUCCACGUUCCUCUUGGAAGGGAGAGCAAACGGAGGCAUCGCCACCGAGGACACAAACACCACCGAAAGAAGAAAGAGAGAGACUCUGAGGAGGGGAAAGAUGAUGGCAGGGAAUCCCCUGCUUAUGACACACCAUCCCAGCGGGUCCAGUUCAUCCUGGGUACAGAGGACGAUGACCUUGAGCACGUCCCCCAUGACCUCUUCACUGAGCUGGACGAGCUCUCCUUCAGAGAUGGCAGUGCCACUGAAUGGAGGGAGACUGCCAGAUGGCUGAAGUUUGAAGAGGAUGUUGAAGAUGGUGGGGAGAGGUGGAGUAAGCCCUAUGUGGCAACGUUGUCACUACACAGCUUAUUUGAACUACGUAGCUGCAUACUCAACGGCACAGUCAUGCUGGAUAUGAGGGCCAACAGUAUUGAGGAAAUUGCAGACAUGCUGAUAGACAGCAUGGUGGCAUCAGGCCAGCUGAAGGAGGAUCUGCGCGACAAGGUGCGGGAAGCCAUGCUGAAGAAACACCACCACCAGAACGAGAGAAAGCUCAGCAAUCGCAUUCCUUUGGUGCGCUCCAUUGCUGACAUAGGCAAGAAACACUCUGACCCACUCUUGCUUGAAAGAAACGGAGAGGGCCUGUCCUCUUCACGUCUCUCUCUCCACAAGCCAGGGGCAGCCUCCUCUGUCUCCAACCUCUCCCAGAGACGAGAGUCCAGAGUCUCAGUUCUGCUCAACCAUCUCCUGCCCUCUUCUUCCUCCAACACUGGGCCCGGCCCAGGCACCCCGUUCCUCACCACCCCUCAAAAUACCCCCUCUGCCUUCCGGCGCUCCUCCCAAAGCCCGCCACACACCUAUGGCGCAGGCCCUGGCCCUCAAGGCAUCCCUGAAGUAGUGGUAUCGCCUCCUGAGGAUGACGACCCACCACACUCUGCAGAAGAAGAGUCAGCAUCACCAGUGCUCAGCCGGCGAGCAUCCUCGGCAUCCCAGGGCUUCGAGCUGCUGCCCUUAGAAGGACCACUGGUGUCUCCGCACUCUCUCCCAAACAACCUGGAUGGCAACAAGGCAGCGGAGAGAAGACCAUCCAAAGUAGGGGUCAGUAGAGAAAGCAGCAAUGUCGACUUCAGCAAGGUCGACAUGAAUUUCAUGAAAAAGAUUCCUCCGGGUGCUGAAGCUUCCAAUGUAUUGGUGGGAGAAGUGGACUUCCUGGAGAAGCCCAUAAUAGCCUUUGUACGGCUGUCACCUGCGGUCCUUAUCACAGGCCUCACAGAGGUGCCUGUGCCCACGAGGUUUCUUUUCCUGCUUCUGGGUCCUCAUGGCAAAGGACCCCAGUACCAUGAGAUUGGCAGAUCCAUGGCCACACUAAUGACAGAUGAGAUUUUCCAUGAUGUGGCAUACAAAGCCAAAGACCGGACAGAUCUCCUUUCGGGGAUAGAUGAGUUCCUCGAUCAAGUGACUGUCCUGCCUCCUGGAGAAUGGGACCCCACGAUCCGGAUUGAGCCCCCCAAGAAUGUUCCAUCUCAGAUGAAAAGGAAGAGACCGACCCAACCCAAUGGCACUGCGUCUCCAGCUGGAGAGCUGGAAAACGAUGAGGACCAUCAUGCAGGGCCUGAGCUGCAGAGGACUGGGAAGAUAUUCGGAGGUCUGAUCCUGGACCUCAAGCGGAAGUUACCUUUCUACUGGAGCGACAUCAGAGACUCCUUCAGUCUGCAGUGUCUAGCCUCCAUCCUGUUCCUCUACUGCGCAUGCAUGUCUCCUGUCAUCACAUUUGGAGGUCUGCUUGGGGAGGCAACUAAAGGCAACAUAAGUGCCAUAGAGUCUCUGUUUGGGGCAUCACUGACAGGAGUGGCAUACUCCCUCUUUGCAGGCCAGCCACUAACUAUUCUUGGCAGCACAGGCCCUGUUCUAGUGUUUGAGAAGAUCCUCUUCAAGUUCUGCAAUGACUACGGCCUGUCCUACCUGUCACUGCGGACCACCAUUGGUUUAUGGACGGCCUUCCUGUGUCUGGUUCUGGUAGCCACGGAUGCUAGCUCCCUGGUCUGCUACAUCACCCGAUUCACAGAGGAGGCUUUUGCCGCACUCAUCUGCAUCAUCUUCAUCUAUGAGGCUCUAGAGAAACUCUUUCACUUGGGAGAACACUACCCUGUCAACAUGCACAAUGACUUGGACGACCUUACCCUGUAUUCGUGUCAGUGCUCUCCACCAGUCAAUGCCUCAGAGAAAGUGAUGCAGGUGUGGAACCGGACAGGAUACAGCCCAGACUCUAUCCCAUGGGAAAGCCUGAAUGUUUCGAUGUGUAAGACACUCCAUGGGUCGUUUGUGGGUCCUGCUUGUGGGCAUCAUGGGCCCUACAUCCCAGAUGUUCUCUUCUGGUCCGUCAUCCUCUUCUUCACCACCUUCUUCCUAUCCUCCUUCCUUAAACAGUUCAAGACAGAGCGAUAUUUUCCCACCAGGGUGCGAUCCACUAUCAGCGACUUUGCUGUGUUUAUAACCAUCAUGAUCAUGGUGUUGGUGGACUAUCUAAUGGGGAUCCCUUCUCCUAAACUUAAGGUCCCUGAUCGCUUUGAGCCAACUUCAAAGCACAGAGGCUGGCUGAUGGACCCGGUGGGAGGAAAUCCCUGGUGGACGCUGCUGGUGGCAGCACUUCCUGCCCUGCUCUGCACCAUCCUCAUCUUUAUGGACCAGCAGAUCACUGCAGUCAUCAUUAACCGCAAGGAGCACAAGCUCAAGAAAGGCUGUGGCUAUCACCUGGAUUUGCUGGUAGUGGCAGUUAUGCUGGGCCUGUGCUCCAUUAUGGGCCUGCCGUGGUUCGUAGCUGCAACCGUCCUCUCCAUCUCCCACGUUAACAGCCUGAAGGUGGAGUCUGGCUGCUCCGCUCCGGGAGAGCAGCCCAAGUUUCUGGGCAUCCGGGAGCAGCGCGUCACUGGAUUCAUGAUCUUUGUCCUCAUGGGUUGUUCCGUUUUCAUGACCUCAGUGCUCAAGUUUAUUCCUAUGCCAGUCCUGUAUGGAGUCUUUCUCUACAUGGGUGUCUCUUCCCUCAAAGGCAUUCAAUUCUUUGACAGAAUCAAGCUGUUCGGCAUGCCUGCCAAACACCAGCCUGAUCUGAUCUAUCUGCGCUACGUGCCGCUGUGGAAGGUCCAUAUCUUCACCAUAGUGCAGCUUACCUGUUUGGUGUUGCUCUGGGUCAUCAAGGCCUCUGCAGCAGCUGUUGUGUUUCCCAUGAUGGUUCUGGCACUGGUCUUUGUGCGAAAGCUUCUAGACUUGAUCUUCACAAAGAGAGAGCUGAGCUGGCUGGAUGACUUGAUGCCAGAAAGCAAGAAGAAGAAAGAGGACGACAAGAAAAAGAAAGCACAAGAAAAGCUGGAAGAAGAGUCUAGACUGCAGGAGGAAGAGGAGAGGGGACUGAAGGUCAGCUAUGAAGCCUCGAACCGGCUCAACAUCCCAGUGAAAACACUCUCAGGGAGUUCUCAUUCUGACCCCUUGAUUGUAAAUAUCUCUGAUGAAAUGGCCAAAACCGCAGCGUGGAAAGCAGUGAACUCGAGUGCAGAGUCUUGUGUCCAACCUGUGAAGCGUAGUGGAAGCCAGGAAAAGGUGGCCUGCGUUAGAGUCGACGUCAGCCCAGAUUCACCAGGAGGCGGUUCUACUACCGAGACCUUCCUGUGAUAAAUGGGGGCCCUCCUUCCCUCUCGAUACCUUCUCCCACACAACACUUUACCCCGCUGACGAGCACCAUCUUAGUGGCAAAGGGGGCGUAGAACUGGAGCAGGACAACCUGCCUGCGGGGUUCCUUUUGUCGGGGCAGCAGGCAAGCUCCCCCGGGGCUGUGAGUCCUACUCCACUCAAGUCUUGAAGUGUGCAGCACAUGCACAGGUGGCUGCCAUGACGCAGUGCAGAGUGCACAUCUCCAAGCAACGAAGGCUGUUACUGCCCACCGACGCUCACUGUUUUGGAACUUUCUCAACCUUGCAAUUUGUCACACAUCAGAACCACAGAUGCCAAAGGAAGGGGCCUCACUGGUGAGGAUCUUGGACUGUGUGAAUUAAAAUUUACUUUUAGCCCACUGAACAUUUUAAUUUCAAUUUUAUUGUUAAUGUUUAAGCUGGUCACAGUACUGUACAUUUUCUUAGUAGCUCAUACACCAUGAGUUGCGCUGCACUGUUUUUUCACAUGUAUUUAAAGUCAUAUUAAGACUCUUCACCUAACUACACCAGCUUCAAACUCAUUUGAUUAAAGCCAUUCAGGUACUGUCAGCGCCAGCCGAUUAUAUUUCAUAAUUAGCCUGGCACAGCAAAUGACACAAACCAAAACAGAGGUACAUUCAGAUCGAAACUACGACAUCACACUACUAUUAUACUACAUACAUCUGUGUAGAAUUUGAUGAUGGUUCAUCUCUCCUGUCUGCAGGGGAACACUCAGUAUUGAUAUUGCUGCUCAUAAGUUGGUCAGUUUUCACUGUAAACCUCACUGUUCAUAUUGUAUGUGUUCUUAUAGAAACAUUGUUAAUGUAUGUAUGUAUGUAUGUAUGUAUACUGUGUUCUUUUCAUUUGUAACAUUACCUACUUCAGAGGCCAUAUGAAGUCUGUACUGUACAGUAAGCACUUUGCCAGUAUAGUUUCUUACCUAAAAUGGAUUUUAGUGUGUUCAUAAAAAGGUUACUCCUCCUCCCACUGUAUCUAUAGAGCUUAGAGUUGGGUCAGUGUCUGGUUUUGUCGGUCUGGUCUGGUGUACAAGCUUAAACCAGUUUGAUUUUAUGCAAACCGGCUGAAUCGGCAUUUUCAUUAUGACACGUUCUGGUAAAUUAAAAGUAGCCUGCAUCGGCAGUCUGUGCUGAUAGCGUCAGGGCGCUAAACACAACUUGUAUUGCAUUAGUAAUAAGCAAUAUGACAGCGUGAUUAAUAUAAUAUUUUGUUAAUAAACAGACCAACAGAGCCACUGGUGUCUGACAGUGCUCUGACAGUGAUGUUUUAAGAGGUUUGGUUCAGUCCGAUCUGGAGCAAACAGCUGAUUGGACGUGGAUUGUUUACAUGAUGUGACAGAAAUGCAUAUUUAAUGGAUUCAAUGCAUAAUGCUCUGUCAAGUGCGACACCAUGUAAAAUUCAUUACACCAGUCCAGACUGGUGUUCAGCUUAAUAACAAACUGGUUUGAAAUCUUUACACCGACCCAACUCUAAUAGAGCUGUUGUUCAAAUGUCAGUUAAACAACUCAGGAAUCUUUAAUGAUUUCUGACUUGGUCACUUGAUUUUUUUUUUUUUUUUUGUCAAAAGGCAGUGAUAAUUAGUUGACUGUAUUUACUAUCAUCGCUGAUAUCACAACUAUUUUAAUAAAUGCUGUAAAUCAUAAAAUAUAGUAGGGUGCAAAAUAAAAGAAAGAAUAUUCCUGACCCCAGUUAGAUGCACCGGUUUUUAUACUGUCUGUAUUAUUGAUGGUAAUUUUGUGUGUGUGUGUGUGUGUGUGUGUGUGUGUGUGUGUGUGUAUGCGUGCGUGCGUGCGCGCGUGUGUGUGUGCGCAUGUGUGGUGUAAAGAUAAUUUGGUAUGUUUAGCGUUGAAAAUCAUUUUAUGCAAAAUAUUUCUACAGUAAAUGUAAAAACUAUAAUAUUCUAUGAAGUUGUUCUUAUUUUGCUAAGUGCGGUCCUGUUUUAGCAAUAAGUAUCCCAUACUGUGCAACGUAUGGACUCAUGAACCUGACUCAUAUUCAGGCAAAGAAUAAUUUGUGAAAUGAUUUUUGUGUCUAUUUCAUUGGCUCUGUCUGUGUGUAGCUACAGUGACUCUACGGACAAUAGCUUACGUGCCUUGUCGAAGCUCUUUAUGUGCAAGUCUUGUACUGAUAAUUUUAAGUGUUCAGAACAGAUGUACAGGUACACAUAUAAUGGCACACAUGCCAAAGACAGACCUUCAUCACUUUACAAGAGUGAACCAGUACACGGCUCAUCACAGAGGCUAAUGUGUGUUGUAGUGUUAUUCCAUGUCUGUGUGAAAGUCGUAGCGUGAGCUACCAACUCAAACGAUGUAAUUUUAGCCUCCAUUUACAAAUGUUACUCUUAAAACUGUUUGUGUGUGUACUGUUGUCACAACUCUAGUAUUUGCUCACAUUUAAAAGUUGUUGAUAUUGAGGUACUAUUUUUUGUUUUUUAAAUGAUCAGUGAAUGUCAAUUUAUUGUACCGUCAACAUCAAAACUGAAGUUGAUGACACAUUUUUUCUAAAAACCUUAAAUUUGAUUUCAGUCACACGUACUUCACGAUGACUUCCAUACACAUAUGGACCAUUUGAUAUAAAAAGUAAAAUGUGAGCUUGGUUAUUUUGAUGAAAAAAUAGACUACUGUCACGUGACAUCAGUUUCAACAUACAUAUGUCAGCUUCAAGAGGUGGAUCAACUAUGUCAACAACAAAAAGGUGGAGAUUUUACACUCUGUCGUCACUUAGUAAAAAUGUAUUUGUUCUGAUGUACAGACGCAUGACAUCAGCGAAGCACAUAGCGACCUGUUGUUAGCCGGAAUGAUGACUUUCCUGUCAUGAGUGAUCGGUGCAAAGCAAUAAAAGUGAAUAC